This is a messenger RNA of Lingula anatina, 3731 nucleotides long. Its product is annotated as src substrate cortactin. Gene Ontology annotation, cellular component: actin filament; site of polarized growth; cortical actin cytoskeleton. Lineage: Eukaryota; Metazoa; Brachiopoda; Lingulata; Lingulida; Lingulidae. Gene Ontology annotation, molecular function: actin filament binding. The record is from RefSeq and is a predicted model, not a curated record. Gene Ontology annotation, biological process: cell migration; regulation of actin filament polymerization.
AAAUCGCUUCAAGUAGUUCGAAGUGGGCGGUUACUCAACAAAGCCCGUAAUAUUUUGGUAUUUAUCUAUUUUGGGAAAAAUAGUGUUCAUAUUAAAGUUAAGAAUAGAUAAUCCCAGUAAAUCAAAGUUAUACAAAAUUACAAUCUCUGUCUAAAGAAACUGCGGAAGUACUGUCGAUCACGUGACAGCAAUAAGGAAGUGUGGUCGUUGGAUUGAACACGGUAAGAUCUGGAGAUCAAACUCACAGUGACAAGAUGUGGAGGGCUGGAGUGGACAUCAAAACUGUUGCUAAUGAUGAUGAUGAUGACUGGGAGACUGACCCAGAUUUUGUGAAUGAUGUCAGUGAGCAAGAACAACGAUGGGGUGCAAAAACUAUUGAGGGGUCGGGUCACCAAGGUUCCAUUGAUUUGAAGCAGCUUAGACAGGAGGUACAAACUGAUGACACCACAUUUAAGAAACAGCAGUAUGAUGCAGGUCCAAAAGCAUCCUAUGGUUAUGGCGGUCAGCAUGGAGUCCAGACCGAUCGAAUGGACAAAGCUGCAGUGGGGCAUGAAUAUACAGCAAGUUUAGCCAAACAUUCCAGCCAAACUGAUGCAUCCAAAGGAUUUGGUGGCAAAUUUGGUGUUCAAGCAGAUAGAAAAGAUAAAGCUGCUGUUGGUUUUGAAUACGAAGGAAAGACUGCUAAACAUGCGUCACAGAAAGAUUAUACAACAGGUUUUGGAGGCAAGUUUGGAGUACAAAAAGAUAGGGUAGACAAGGCUGCUGUUGGCUGGGAUUAUGAAGGCAAAACAGAAAAACAUGAAUCACAGAAAGAUAGUGCAGCAGGUUAUGGAGGAAAGUUUGGUGUACAAACAGAUAGAGUUGACAAAUCAGCACUGGGUUGGGAACACCAGGAAAAACUGGCCAAACACGCCUCACAGAAAGAUUAUGCAACAGGUUUUGGUGGUAAAUAUGGCAUCCAAAAAGACAGGGUUGAUGCAUCGGCUCUGGGUUAUGAGCAUCAAGAGAAACUUGCACAGCAUGCCUCUCAGAAGGAUUAUUCCACUGGAUUUGGGGGUAAAUAUGGAGUCCAGACAGAUAGACAAGAUAAGUCUGCCAAGGGUUUUGAUGAUGUCAGUAAAACAGAAUUGCAUCCAUCGCAAACUGAGGCUAAACAAGGCUAUGGGGGCAAAUUUGGAGUGCAGGCAGACAGAAAAGAUCAGUCUGCUGGAUCCUUUGAAGAUAUGAAAGGACCAACUUCUGGGUAUCAGAAACAGAAAGGAACUGGGAGUUCAGAUGGUGCUAAAAGUCUUAAAGCUAGAUUUGAAAAUCUAGCUAAACAAAAUGAUGAAGAGUCUAGGAAAAGAGCAGAAGAAGAGAGAGCAAGAAGAGAGGCAAGGGAAGCGAGGGAAAGAGAGGAACAAAAGAAAAAAGAGGAGGAAAGGCGAGCAAGAGAACGAGAAGAGGAGGCAAGGAGACGCGAGCAAGAACAACAACAGGAGCCACCAAUGGAAGAGCCAGAAGAAGAGGAAGCCCCAGAACCUGUGUAUGAACCAGAACCUGUCCAGCAACCCAGUUAUGAACCAGAAGAGUCGGAAUACCAAGAGGCAGGGCAGCCCAGCUACGAGCCAGAGCCAGUGUACAACGAGGCUGAAGAAGUACCCCAGAAACGAGAGCCAGAACCUGUCUAUCAGGAAGAAGAGGAAGAAGACAACAAUUACGAAGCACCACCAGACAAUGUGCCAAGUGCAGCUGGGAAGGGUCGCACAGCUGUUGCAUUGUAUGAUUACCAAGCAGCGGAUGAUGAUGAACUAACAUUUGAUCCAGAUGAUAUUAUUACAAAUAUUGAAAUGAUUGAUGAAGGAUGGUGGAAAGGAGAGUUUAAUGGCAAAUCUGGACUUUUUCCAGCAAAUUAUGUGGAACUUCAGGAAUAAAAAAAUAUACAUUUUGUAAAUAAUAUUUUAAGGGAAACCACUUUAUUCCAUUGCUGAUCAAACUGGACAGAUAUGCUGUGUAUUAUUACAAAGCAACAAAUGGAAACAAUUACAGCAGCCAACCAUUUUUAUAAAUUUCAAAAAGCUACUCAAUCCAAGUAACUGUAGAGGUAAAUUAGAAUUGAACUUUACAGAUUAACUGCUUUACCAGCUAAGAUAAAAUAUUUUCAUUUACAGAUUAUUGUAUCGUUACAUAUUUAUAUAAAUUAUGCUUCCAAAUUCCAUAUGCUCAGUGAAGUGUUAAUUAAUAUAUAGUAAUAUGCUUAUAUUAAACAGAAAUAGUUGGUUCAUUUCUUUUCUGGGUCACUCAUCAUGCCUUAGAUUUGAAUUGGACGUGAAAUUGGAUUUUUAAACUCGAUGCAUUCCCAUUUGCAGUAUUUACAAUAUUUUGUACAGUUAUUUCUAUGGUAAUUGUCAUUUCAAAGCAAGUGCCUCAGGCAAAUAUAAUACUUUUGAGGCACAGAGCUUAUGAGAAUGGAUUGUUUUUCCCACCAUUUAUGCAAGAAUUUACAUCUCUAAAUGACGAAAUAAUGAUAGCACACUGUUGCAACAGCCGGUGUAUAAAAUAGUUUUCAUAAUCAUGAUUUACUAAGCUAUAAAUGUAGCCAGUGGUUUCAUGACAAAUAUUGUGUGCUACUAAUUGGUAGAGAUGAAUAUUUGACUACUGCAACUAAUAUUACCUGAGGUUGUGUGUAGUUAAAAUUUUUAAAGAAGAUUAAUGGGCAAAAUAUCAACAAAACUGGUAUUGGUUCUUCCAUUUUGUGAAGAAGUUUAAUAUUAGAAUUGAAAUCUGUAUACUUGGGAAAAACAAUGAAAUAAAUCCAAACAUUUGUACAUGAAUUAAAACUUGGAUGGAUUUGUUUUUCACUUCAAUAAUUUGAUGGUCCUGGACGUUCAACAAUAAUAUUCAUUGUUAUUUGUUAUACCAAGGAGGUACUUAUGUUGAAUAUAACAUCUUUUACUACUGGUUGCAAAUAAAUUGAUGCUACUUACUAAUAGUUGUACGAAUGAAGUUCCAAGUAUCCCGACUUGAAAACUUUUCCAUUAAUCUCUAUGGUGUAAAUCAUGGGCCUUAAAUGUAAAUUGAGAUUGGUAGUGGUCACUUUAAGUUUCCAACAGCAAUUUAUGGAAAAAAUUUUGGGUAGCUGUAUUCAUCUGAAUUUCUAAACAUGAAAAGGAAGUUUUUCUUCAAAUUGGCUGCAGUAAUGAUUUUUAUUGUGACAUUUAUCAUGUGCUUACCAGUAUUGCAAACCUUUUGCUUGAUUGUUUCACACAUAACAUAGCCAUUGUGAGGAUAAAGGUAUAAGUAAAAGUUUCACAAGUUAUGCUUUUGUAAUACCCUGCCCCAAUGAUGCAGUUUUACUGAAGAUGAAUGUGCAAAAAAUAUGGUUCUGUGGUCUCAUGACCUUUUUAUGUGGUCCUAAAAUCACAUUAUAAUUUUGAUGUCACGAAAGUACAUUACUUACAUUUAUAUCACAAAUAUUCCCUGAAUACAAAAUUAAUUUGCCAAGAUAAUCUAUUGAGCAAGGUAUUUGCAAGACUUUUGGGUGGUGAACAAGGAUGCAAAAUUAUAUUGAAAUGAUGUAACCUGUUUUUAACCUGGCACUAGUCUCCAAUUCCAUGUCUGAGUUGACUUGCAAAUAACAUGGCUGCAAAUUUAUUUUGCUGCAAUAUGGUUAUUAAUAAUGAAAAAUCAGUUUGAUGUGGGCAGACUUUGUGAUUGAUAUUUGCAACCAACAGAUGUGUAAAGCUGCAUAU